AGAGCCGUGAUUGGUCUCCCGCGCUCUUAUAAAAUUUUGUACAAACUCCCUUUGGCCUUUUCAUCCUCUCCCCAUUCCCUUUCUUGUUUCCUAAUUCCUCCCUGCAAAAAGGUCCCUCUUCCCGCAGAUCCCACUGAGGGACUUGGGUGUACAAGAAUUCUGUACAGAUUUGAGGUUGUGUUAUCUUCUGAGGUUGCAAGUUGCCAAAGAUGGACUAUGUUUAUGGCCCAGGAAGGAACCACCUCUUUGUUCCAGGACCUGUCAAUAUCCCGGACCAGGUCCUUCGUGCGAUGAACAGAAACAACGAGGAUUACCGCUCUCCAGCUGUUCCGGCACUCACAAAGACCCUGCUUGAAGAUGUCAAGAAGAUCUUUAAGACAACUUCUGGAACUCCUUUCCUCAUUCCAACCACAGGGACUGGUGCAUGGGAAAGUGCACUCACAAACACAUUAUCUCCCGGUGACCGAAUUGUCUCUUUCCUCAUCGGACAAUUCAGUUUGCUCUGGAUUGAUCAGCAGCAACGUCUCAACUUCAAAGUUGAUGUUGUUGAAAGUGAAUGGGGUCAGGGUGCUAAUCUCGACGUUUUGGCCUCAAAGAUAGCGGAAGAUAAAGCACAUACCAUUAAGGCCAUUUGCAUUGUCCACAAUGAGACGGCAACAGGAGUUACCAAUAACUUGGCUACCGUAAGAAAAAUACUAGAUCAUUAUCAGCACCCUGCACUCUUUCUUGUGGAUGGAGUUUCCUCCAUCUGUGCACUUGAUUUCCGCAUGGAUGAAUGGGGCAUAGACGUCGCUCUUACUGGUUCACAGAAAGCUCUUUCUCUGCCCACUGGAUUGGGAAUAGUGUGUGCAAGCCCCAAAGCUCUUGAAGCCACCAAGACUGCUAAAUCAGUCAGAGUUUUCUUUGAUUGGAAUGAUUACUUGAAGUUCUAUAAAUUGGGAACAUAUUGGCCAUAUACUCCUUCCAUUCAGCUUCUGUAUGGGCUGAGAGCAGCGUUGGAUCUCAUUUUUGAGGAAGGGCUUGACAAUAUAAUCGCAAGGCACACUCGGCUCGGCAAAGCAACGAGACUUGCAGUGGAGGCUUGGGGCUUGAAGAACUGCACUCAGAAGGAGGAAUGGUACAGUGACACAGUCACUGCUGUGGUUAUUCCCUCAUACAUUGACAGCACAGAAAUCGUUAGACAGGCAUGGAAGCGUUACAACUUAAGCUUAGGCCUUGGACUCAACAAAGUAGCUGGGAAGGUUUUCAGAAUCGGGCAUCUUGGUAACCUGAAUGAGUUGCAACUACUGGGGUGUCUUGCUGGAGUGGAGAUGGUACUGAAGGACGUCGGCUAUCCUGUGAAGCUUGGCAGUGGGGUGGCGGCCGCAUCUGCCUACUUACAGAACUCCACUCCAUUGAUUCCUUCCAGGAUUUGAUCUGUCAUAACUAUAUUUUCCCUUUUGCGAUCAUAUGGUUAUACUGUAAAAAGAUUUGCACAAUAGCCUCUCUUUCUGGCUUUUGUAUUUGGUUUAAGUGUUGUUUGAUGGACCUUUUGUAUCUAAAACUUUGUAUGAGAACAAGCUUCUUCUUCAUGCCUUGCUGCACUCA
Molecule: messenger RNA, 1587 nt
Organism: Sesamum indicum (sesame)
Lineage: Eukaryota; Viridiplantae; Streptophyta; Magnoliopsida; Lamiales; Pedaliaceae
Gene: AGT
Product: alanine:glyoxylate aminotransferase
Cellular component (GO): peroxisome
Molecular function (GO): L-serine:pyruvate transaminase activity; L-alanine:glyoxylate transaminase activity
Source: RefSeq, a predicted model, not a curated record